This is a messenger RNA of Cydia pomonella (codling moth), 999 nucleotides long. RefSeq lists its product as uncharacterized. NCBI's taxonomy places the organism in Eukaryota, Metazoa, Arthropoda, Insecta, Lepidoptera, Tortricidae. Bases 319 to 735 code for a protein of 138 amino acids. The transcript has 4 exons. The record is from RefSeq and is a predicted model, not a curated record.
GAACUCUUUUUUCGAAAUCUGACUUAAAAAAAAGAAUUUUUUCGAAAUCUGACUAAAAAGAAACGAAAACAAAAAAAAUAUGGCCCAGAUACGUCAUUUGACAUAUAAACACAAAAGUAAACAAGGCCUCGUAUCGUGUAUUACUUCAUAUUUGCUUGCGAAUCAUGACUCCGCAUAUUCCUUCCAAUCUUAUCACAACAUAGCAUGAACAGCGAAACACAUAAUACCAGUUAUCAUCCCGUCCGGUGUCGUUUUGGACUAUCAAAUUGUCAUCUUUAUAUUAAAUGGCAAUAUAUUUAUAGUAAAUGUUAAACAGAUAUGUCGUUUUCUGGAAAAAAAUUCAGAAGAACUGGUGGUUCAAAUUUAGACGAUUUUUUAAAAGAAUCAAAUGCUCCUGAACAGUACAAGAAGAUGUUGUGCUGGAACGCGCCUACGUGGUGCUACACGAUGUUGGACGCGCAGACCUUACAGUUGGAGGUCCGGGCGGAAAAUUUAUGCAUGAACCAGACAUUCACGCUGGGAUCGGAGCAGGAGGUCGUGAGAGUUGACGGUGCUAAAACAUACAUGACAUUCACUUUGGAAGGAGACAACGUGCUGAAACAGAGAAUCAGAAGGCCGAACGGUACAAUUGCAAACUUCAAAAGGGAAUUCCAGGAACGAUCAGCUGUAAUGACAAUCACCAUGGAGGGGGCGGACGUUAGGAAAGCACACGUGUUCUACGAGGUGGUCGACUGAAUAACUACUUAAAUAGCUUUAAUUAUUUAUUAAUAUGAAAAGUAUUACUUGCUAAUAUUUUUUUAAAUACCUACCAGGGACUCAUUUCUCGAACGGUAUUAUCUAAUGUUAUUAGUCUGUUGCCAUGGUAACCCAUACGACUUGACGGUUGGUGGACAAAUAAUAUUAGUCUAAUAUCGUUUGGGAAAUGGGCUCCUAUUGAAAACUAAUAGGUUCGAAUAAAAAUAAAUAAGGUAUAUAAAUAAAAAAUAAGAUCUCAACUUA